AUGUACGUGCAAUGUCAUCAAAAAGCUUCACCAUUGAACUGUGAUAAGGAACGCAUAAAUGAUUCUGCAAGGACAAAUGAUAGAUCGGGUGAAAAAUGCAAAUGCAUAAAAAAAGAGGCAUCUGUGAGAAGAUUUACUUAUGAAAAAGCUAAGAAUGAAAUAGAAGAAGCAGCAGUAGAAGCAGCAGUAGAAGCAGCAGUAGAAGCAGAAGUAGAAGCAGAAGUAGAAGCAGAAGUAGAAGCAGAGGUGGAAGCAGAAGUAGAAGCAGAAGUAGAAGCAGAAGUAGAAGCAGAAGUAGAAGCAGAAGUGGAAGCAGAAGUGGAAGCAGAAGUAGAAGUAGACGUAGAGAAAAAAAAUCUCAGAAAAAAAACAAAAAGUAUGAGCAUUUUCCACACGUUUAAAAGAGAGAAAAAUCUAAUAGACAAGGAAAAAAAAGCGAACUUUAAAAUUCUUCCAUUUCCCAAAGAGAAAAUUGAGUCCGUAUGUAACCUUAACACUAGUAGCAGCAGCGAUCAUACAUUAAACGCAAAAAUGAUAUUUACCCCAAAUGAGGACAAGGAAUACCAUAGAUUCGACUUUCUUCUUAUUAAUAGUAUAGGAGAAGAAAAGAAAAAAGACAAGUACAGCAAUUCUGAGUUUUUUUCUAGUAACUAUAUCAACAGACAAAAUUUAAAUUUGUACUUGAAUAACUCAUUCUACUGUUCUCAUUAUAGCGAAGGGCACACAUCAAAUGAUGUCUUUUUUAAAAGAAAAGGAAGUAACAGAAAAAACAUGAAAGGUGUAGUGUGGAAUAAUAUAAAGGUAGUAGAAACGGAAGGGAAAGAUAUUUCGAGGAGUAUAGAGACAAGAACGAACCUAGAUAAAAGUGUAUCCAGUGAAUGUAAGAACAUGAGUUCUGAGUCUUCAUUAACUGCUUAUUCCUUCUAUCACGUAAAUUUUAAAAAUGGUUCCAACUGCAUGAAGCGUUUGAAGCGUUUGAAGCGUUUGAAGCGUUUGAAAUGUUUGAAGCGUUUGAAAUGUUUGAAGCGUUUGAAAUGUUUGAAGCGUUUGAAAUGUUUGAAGCGUUUGAAGUACAUUAACCGUAUUUACCGUACGAAUGGCAUAAAUAAUUGCGAGGAUGUAUAUCGCGAAAAAUGCGAUAGUCAAGACCCUACACAGUAUAUUGAAACAACGAUGAAUGCUGGCAGUGCAAUAAGCAUUCAUUCAACUAAGUACUCAUUACAAAAUGGUGAAACAGUUUUAAUUAAUAAUCUGUGCAGUGAAAAAAAGCAUUUCCAGAUGGGUAAUUCAUAUGAGGAAGAAAGAACUCGAUUAAAUCAGAACGAUAUUUUUGACGAUGGUGCAAAUAACUCUAAGUUUGGGAAUGGGGAAAUUUUUAAGAAAAGCAAAGAAAUACUUAGUAAAAGGCACAAUCAAAUUCACAGCGAAUCGCUUAAUGAGAUAAUGUACACCAAUUGGAAUGUACACAUGAACAGUAACAGCAGUAAUGUAAAUGACGACGAAAGGGAUACCUGUGGAAGAUGCUCUAGGACUCCAGCAAAUACCACCUCUACUACUGCAUCUAAUACGGGUGCUGCUACUGCUUAUAAUAAUAACAAUAUCAUUAGCAAGAGCAGUAGUGUCCGUGGAGGUAGUAGUGCUGUGCAUAGCAGUAUAUCAACUGGUCGCAGUAAAAAUGCACCCCUUCUGAGUAUUAGUGAGAGAUACAUAUAUAAGGAGAGAAAAAUUAGCAAUUCCCAAAAUUGUAAUGUAAAAUAUGAAAACUUCUUCCAUUUCUGCAAUUCUUCAGACAGAGAUAAGUCUAAAUAUGAAGAUAACAAUGCACAGAGUAAUUCCUUAUCAUUCAUAGUAGACCAUAUCAUACUUAAUAAUAAGCAUAAAGGAAAAACGAACAAUUCGAUUUAUACAAAUUCGAAUAUGUGUAUCAGCUCUUCUGAGGAGCGUGAUAACUUAUCUAAUGCACAAUACGUGAAGAGUAAUAGAUUAACUUGUCUUCAGAAUAUACACAACUGUCCUAAAAAUAAGAAACGUAGUAUACAAAAGGAUGACUUAGAUGGAGGGAUAUAUAAAUUAGACGAUACUUAUAUUAAAAAAAGAAAUGGAAAAAAGGAAUUUGGUUCUGUGGGUUUUGAAAAGACAGGUAAUAACAGUAUAUGUUAUGAUAUGAAGGAAGAGGAACAAAGGGAAAGGAAUGAUAAUAGACUUCAAUGUGAGCUUAUGUUGAGCGAAAGGGAUGUAGAAAAAGGGGGAGAGGCCGAGGAAGAAAACAAAAUUGUGGAUUUACUAAAAGAGGAAGACGGCGAAAAUGAUGGGAAGAUUGUUAAGAAAGAAAAAAAUUUCGGGGAAGUUGAAAAGCGCAAUUUCGAAAAAAUGAAAGAACUUGGGGGGAGAAGUGAAAACAUGCGCAUAGUAGAUAAUAAUACUAACGGUAAUAGUAAUGUUAAUAGUAGUGGUAAUAGUAGUAACAACAGUAACAGUAGUAACAGUAGCAACAGUAGCAACAGUAGCAACAGUAGCAUCAGUAGAAACAGUAGUAGCAGCAGUAGCAGUAGUAGCAUCAGUAGAAACAGUAGUAGCAGUGGUAGCAGUAGCAGUAAAAUCAUCAGGAACAGCGUCGGCGAAGAGGAAGGAGGUACAGGAGUGAAGUGCCUAGUUGAGUUUGAUGAGAGCACAGAUUCGUGGAAUGUGUUAUGGGAGUAUGGCAAUUUUUCCGUCGUCAAAUCAUAUAGUCGGGAAGUAUAUGGUGAUAGUACACGAAACAGAGCCAUAAGUGACCUUGAAAUGCUGCACUCUAUGUAUGAGGAUAUAGUGAAGAAUGAUCCGUAUAUAACUAACGAAGAGAAAUAUAUACGUAUUCAAAGCUACAUAAACAAACAUUUUGGAAAGAAAUAUUAUUUCAUUAAAAUGGAAAAGGAAAAAACUAAAAAUGAGAAAGGGUUCUACUCUCAUGGGGAAGAAGAAUACCUAGGGGGGCGUAAACACACGAGUGCAGCUCCUGUAAUACAGGAUGGAAGAGUCGAUGAAAAAGUAGAUGAAAGAGUCGAUGAAAAAGUAGAUGAAAAAGUAGAUGAAAAAGUCGAUGAAAGAGUCGACGAAAAAGUCGAUGAAAAAGUAGAUGAAAAAGUAGAUGAAAAAGUAGAUGAAAAAGUAGAUGAAAAAGUAGAUGAAAUGAAAAAUGGUAUUGAUCAUUUUGGAGUUGAUUAUAAUAAUAUAUCUGAUACCAUUAAUGACAUAAAAUUUUGUGGAAAAAAAAGAAAAAACUGCAUAAUCCAAAAUAACCCACUGAAUGAUUUUAGCAAUAUAACAGGGAAAAGUGAACAAAUGAAAUAUACCAAGAGAACAAGGGUUAGAACUAAUAGGACAUACUCUAAUAAGGGGAGUGGAAACAAAUGGAAUGAACAAUAUACAGACAUUAGUCCUAAUAGUAAUGUAUACUCACCAUAUAAUUUGAAUAGCGUAACAUGUGCGACUAAAAGGCGAAGCAAGAGAAAUCCACUUUUAAGAGAAUCCGAAAUGAAAUUGAAAAUGCUACAAAGACAAGAAAAAAAAAAAAUUGUAGAAAAGAGAAGAGAAGCAAAACUGAAAGAAAUGAUUGAAAGGAAGGAAAAAAAAUUAAAAAGGGAGGAAGAGAAAAAGAAGAAGCUUUUAUUGAAAGAGCAAAAAAAGAAAAUUAGGGAAGAAAAGAAAAGAAUGAAAGAACAAGAGAGACUGAAAAAAAAAGAAGAAAAGAACAAGCUAAAAAGAUUAAAGCAAAUGGGGAAAACUCGGCAAGUGCAGCAGUUGAGGCAUCUGAGCCAGCUUCACGAACCGAACAAUCCGAACCAGUUAAAUCGAUUAAAACCAUUUACUGGAAAAUUUACAAAAUAUCAUAGCGAUUUCAUAAAAAGUGAUAAUCUAAUGAGCAACAGAGAAAAGAAAGAAUGCUAUCUUGACUAUGCCAACCUGUUAAGAGAGACCUUGUGUAGAGAAAAUGUUCGUAGUUUCAUUAAAACGUCUGAGGAAGAGAACAGCAAAAAGAAAGAAGCUCUAACCAAAAGGGAGAGAGUACUACAAGCGCUAAAUAAGAACAAGGGGAUCCUUGUCAGUGGGGGUAUAUACCUUGAUGUGAAUUAUGAAGAUAUUGAAAAGGGGGGCCAAAAUUGGGCACAUGGGCCAAAUAGGACAUAUGGAUCAAAUUUUCACCUGAACAGGUCAGGAAACUGGAUAGUCUCGUGGGUAAUUUAUGGAAGAAUGUACAGAAAAAAAUUUUCAAUAAGGGAGUAUGGUUUUAAGAAGGCAAAGGAGUUGGCGGAAAGGUACAAAAGUGAAAGGAUGAAUUACAUAAGGUCAAAUUUUUCUUCAUACAAUAAUUAUUAUUGUGAAAUUAUAAAAAAUAGAGAUGACGAAAAAGCAACAGGUGAAAGGAAGAAUAUGGAAAGUUCAACAAUAGGAGGAACUAGACGUUGUGAGGGGAAACAUAAUCGCGUCAAUUAUCCGCACAAUAAGCAGCAAGCUAUUAUGCUAAAAGUGGAGGAAAGGGAAAAUGGCAAAAACAAAUGCAGCACGUAUGGUUCCUGUGGCAAAUGUGAAGAUCGUAACCCUCAUGGAUAUUUGUCCACGUCAACGUCCCACUCAAAAUUAAUGAACGAAUUGAAGUACUCACAACAAGUGAUAAGGACCACUCCAGUGGAUCCGAUGAUGUACUUUUACAAAGACUUAUUAAUGCAUAGUCGUUUUGAUGAAUAUCUAAAAAAUAAAAUAAUAUGGAUACAUAAAAUAAAUAGUUGGGCAAUAGAAAUAAUUAAAAGGAGACAAAAUAAUCAAUAUGUAAAGGAAAAGAAAUAUUACUCAGAACAAAUGUAUGGAUAUAUUAUAGGGAAAUUUAUAGCGAUAUAUGAAUUUCUAAAUGCUAAGCAUAAAAUAUUACAGAAUUAUUUUAAUGUUCCUAAUAUACCGAAUAUGCAAUAUGAUAAUAAAAAAAAUGCUUGGAAAAUAUCUAGACGUGUCCCUAAUCAAUUAAAUAAGAAAAAUUAUUAUUUUCAUAUUAGCAUUUAUGGAUGGAUUAACUCAAGGAAGUUAGCCUUGAUUCUAGCCAUAGAUCUAAACCAAAACAGAGAUAUGCAGUUUGACCAUUUCUAUACAAAAUACUAUUCAUCCAAAUGUGAAAAUGAUCACUCGGUUAGACAUGAUUUAAAUUGUUACGACUUUAUACUACAUGAGGAUUUUCGAAGACAGGAUGCGCUUUCAAACAAGUGCGACGAGUAUGUAGCACAUUGUGAAGGAGCUUCUACUACAUUUGAUAGCAGCAAACAGGGAAUUACAUACCUUAAGAAAAAAUACCAAAUCAGUAGUUGUACAACGGAAGGUAUUCUCAGUUUAAAUAGCGGUAUGGACACGGUUAAUGAGGGUGUAAGGUGCCCAGAAGGUAGAGAAGAGAAAGAGAUGAUAGAUAAGGUAAAGAAGCAGGAACAACAUAACCAUCAACAGCGGCAAAAUUCUCAACAACAGCAGGAGCAAGGCAAUAAUGAGGAUGAUACCAGCACCUCCCAAUCAAAUGCUGAUAAAACCACAGUCAGAGGGGCUUGGGAAAGAACAAGCGAAGCAGAUAAAAUGAGAGAACAUAGAGAGGUCAAGUAUAGUCAUGAUAAAUGUUUAAGUAAUUCGGUCAGAAGGAGUUAUAGCAAUGAUUUUAGCGAAAUUAUCGAACAUGCAGAGGUGUCCAAUAGCUAUUCGAAUCGUACCAUUAGGAGUCUUUCCAAUCAAGAUGUAAGACAACACACUAGUAUGAAGAACAAACUUAUCUGUGGAAUGGAUAAGGGAAGGAAUCCUCUGAAGCUCAGUUUAUGGAGCAAAAAUGUAAGGAAAACAAGUAAGGUAGAAGAUAAGCAAAAGGGAGAUAACGCGGAAAAGAUAAAUUUUCCAAAAAUUAUAAAAGACAGCUCAUUCGAAGCCGCGAACAAUUUGCACAGUGACAAAGAAGUGAUCUGGAGUAAAAUAAAAAGGGAAAAGAGCAGAAUAUGCUAUAGUGCAACCCAUUCCACUGAUGCGCAUAAAAACAAACGAGGAAGAAAAAGAAAAAACGAGAAAGAUAAUAAUAUUAAUUGCCCUGACAACGAAGCGAUACAAUAUGGAAGCAUGAGAGGAAAAAAGAAAUGUAUAGAAUGCGACGGGAAUAUAUAUAUGUCAAAUUUACACAAUUCUUCUAUGAAUUUAAAGAAGUUAUAUGAACAUGUUCAUAAUGAAAAGUAUAUUCAAUUAAGGCAAAUGUACUCAUGCAAUGAUAAUGAUUUAUUAAAUUUUUUAUCGAAUGAAGAAGACAGGAAACUCUUUUUAAAAGAAAACAUAAAUAUAGAAACAGAUGAUCAGCAUCUUUUAGUUACGAUUUUAGAAGACUACUACUAUGCUAACUUGUCUAGACGAAUUUUCAAAAUCAAAAAGAAACUCGUUGAUUAA
Plasmodium malariae is the source of this 6432-nucleotide messenger RNA. RefSeq names its product transcription factor with AP2 domain(s), putative. NCBI's taxonomy places the organism in Eukaryota, Apicomplexa, Aconoidasida, Haemosporida, Plasmodiidae. The coding region runs from base 1 to 6432 and encodes 2143 amino acids. The record is from RefSeq and is a predicted model, not a curated record. The transcript has 2 exons.